AUGCGUUCUGGCGAGAAAUCGCUACAAUAUGACCGACUCGCGAUGACCUUUCAAACCUCCAUUCAUUCGUCCACCGCGCCAUUCUCCUCCGAUCCGACCUCUGUCCCCUCCUCCUCUCCCUUCGUCGAACAGGAUGGCUGGCGAGGACACCCCCCUCUCGCAUUCAGACCCCAUCCCGAUGGCUCACCUACCUCGAUUGUCAUAAAUAUCAAUGAUGGCGGCGCAACUGGCCGUGGCAUCCUUAUCGGGUUAUUAUCUGCGUUUGGUUCCGCGGGUGUUGUGGUACUUGUUCUUUCGAUUUUCUUUUUCUUCAGAUAUACCUCUCGCGGCCGCAUUCUGUUGGAUCGGAUAGGCCGGCCUGGCGAAUUUGACGAUGAGCAAGCGUUUGCGCAGGAAGAGGCCGAGGCCUUGGAGACGAUGGACGAAUUGCAGAGGGCCGAGUAUUUGAGGGCAAAAGCAUUUAUACAAGCGAAUCCUCCAGAAUCCGUACAAACCGAUAUAUCAUUGUCACAAUUCCUGGCGAUUCAGGAGAAAGGUGUUUCGGCGUGGGAGUUCGAGCCAGAACUGGAAAUCGCCAACUGCUUCGUCGAAGCAAGGACCGAAAUCGAGUUCUUCGAUUCAGAGUGCAGUGUACAGAGCAAUCUGCCUGUACCAAAGCAAAAUGAAGUAUAUUACUGGGAGGCUAAGAUCUACGAUAAGCCUGAGAAUAGCCUGAUCAGCAUCGGUAUGACCACGAAACCGUACCCUCUGUUCAGAUUGCCUGGUUUGCAUAAAACGUCGGUGGCAUAUCUUUCUACGGGACAUCGACGCUACAACCAACCGUUUUCCGCCAGCACGUAUGGUCCGCCCUAUGUACAAGGAGAUGUGAUUGGGGUAGGAUACCGACCUCGAACCGGGAGUAUAUUUUUCACACGCAAUGGGAAAAAGCUAGACGAGAUUGCGCACAACCUAAAGACCCAGAACUUCUUCCCGACUGUGGGCGCAAAUGGACCCUGCCAUGUUCAUGUGAAUUUUGGUCAGAUGGGCUUUGUCUUCAUCGAGGCAAAUGUCAAAAAAUGGGGAUUGGCGCCGAUGACAGGAAGCCUUGCACCACCUCCACCUUAUGGGAGCGAGCAAGGUAGCAUCCUGCUCGAGACCGGGAGAGAGGGAACGCGGCAGUCACCAUAUGAGCCCGGACAUUCAAGAACACGCAGUGGUCUGGCGAGGCUUGGUCUUCCAGCUGGCAACCCUGGCCCCGUUCGUUCAGCCACGGAUAUAUCAUUGGCCCAACUGGCGCAUAUAUCGACCCAUGACGUUCCCAGCCAGGGCAACGCGCUUCUGGACAUCGCAGAUAUACAGAAUCAGCCUGUGGAGAAUACUCCUGCUGGACAGCAGAUUAUACCGCCCCCCGAGUAUAGCAGCCCUCCAGGGAGCCGGAGGUCAAGUGGUGACGGCGACGAAGACGAAAGACAAGAGCUGUUGCGUGAUCGCACCGGAGGACCGCCCAUUCCCACCUACGAUGUUGCUGUAGGCGAAGCGGCAGGACCCAGCCAUACAUGA
This is a messenger RNA of Fonsecaea nubica, 1539 nucleotides long. RefSeq lists its product as hypothetical. The coding region runs from base 1 to 1539 and encodes 512 amino acids. Gene Ontology annotation, molecular function: protein binding. The transcript is spliced from 3 exons. The record is from RefSeq and is a predicted model, not a curated record. NCBI's taxonomy places the organism in Eukaryota, Fungi, Ascomycota, Eurotiomycetes, Chaetothyriales, Herpotrichiellaceae.